Rotaria socialis is the source of this 465-nucleotide messenger RNA. Lineage: Eukaryota; Metazoa; Rotifera; Eurotatoria; Philodinida; Philodinidae. The record is from the annotation of a GenBank genome assembly.
AUGCAUUUAGAAAUAGCCAGUAAAAAACAAGCUUCUUCCUUCCUUCAUCAGUCAGUAGAUCGAUCAUUGGAUAAUGCUUCGUCUUUUUCUCGACAGUAUAUAACACAUUGUUUGGCUAUCGAUCGGUCAACAUUUAUCCAUUCUUUUCUCAACGAACAUACACGCAGCAUUCGAUUGCAUUUUAACGUUAUCACAUAUUAUUUCAUCAUGUUUAACGUACGCCUUGUUUCUUGCAUUAUACUUAUUUCGCUUGUGUUGUCAUCAUUCGCAGCAAUUGAAGCACCAUGUCAAUGGUAUGGAACAGCUCCAUUAUGUUUUAUUGGAAAUUCAUGUCCUACCAAUUGUCCGCAACUGAAGUCUGACAAUCGUGGUGAUGGUGCAAGAUGUUGGUUUGGUGUGAAAAAUUAUUGUUGUUGUGCUAAGAAGACCAUCGAUUCAAUUAUUAACACUAUUGCCAACGCUUAA